Messenger RNA from Andrographis paniculata, 776 nucleotides. Its product is annotated as FCS-Like Zinc finger 3-like. NCBI's taxonomy places the organism in Eukaryota, Viridiplantae, Streptophyta, Magnoliopsida, Lamiales, Acanthaceae. The transcript is spliced from 2 exons. The record is from RefSeq and is a predicted model, not a curated record. Bases 122 to 412 code for a protein of 96 amino acids.
CGCAUUUUAGUACUCCCCUUUUCCCAAAUCACCGGUUUUUGAGCCCUAAUUUUUGCUCCACCGCCAAAAACACUCUUUCCGGCGCCAACGCCGCCUCCGCCUCCGCCGCCAGCUCGCAAACAUGAGGUCAUCUCCGGCGUACUACAACGGAUGCGAGCACGAGAGCUUCCAGCCUCAUUUCCUCGAUUCCUGCUUCCUCUGCAACAGAGCUCUCAACCACAACAGCGACAUCUUCAUGUACAGAGGAAACACACCGUUCUGCAGCCAGGAGUGCAGGCAGGAACAGAUCGAAAUGGACGAAGCGUCGGAGAAACGAUGGGAAGUUCCGGCGACGAAGAGAUCGAGAACAGUCAGGCAGAACGGAGAUGGAGCUAAGAAAUCCGUACGGACGGGCACCGUUGCCGUGUCGUGAAAGUCAUUAAAGAUAAGAGUAAUUCAGAUUGAUAGAAUAAUUUUUUAAAUUAUAAAAAAUAAAAAAGAAAAUUAGAAAGAAAUUCUGAUAAGUUUCUUUGGAAUUGGAUCGAUCAUCAUCAUGAGAUUGAUGAAUUUGGAAGAGAAGAGAGAUUGAGAUUAAUUAGUGAGUCCAUCCAACAAUUUUGGGUGUUUUUGUGUAUUAAUUUGUGAGUAUUCCUCUUAUGAUUGGGACAAUUGAGAGGACUUAAUCGACAAGAAUUCUUCCAUUUAUGUACAUACAAGAACUACCCCUCUGGUUUUCAUUGUUAAUUUUGACUGUCAGGUCAAUAUUUUGUACUUUUUUUCGAUAUAAUUUACAUUCC